UGUGCUCAACUUUUGAAAUAUAAAUGCGGCUCCAGCGUUCCAAUAUGACACUAGUGGACUGGCGUUAGCGGACUCCGUCAUUUUCAAGUCUUUCCUCUGAAAUUUCUUCGAGAUGCAUUUCACUUUAUGGGUUGCCGGCUUGUUUUGCCUUGUUGGUUUGGUAUCAUCGAGAGUUGCGAGCUCUGAUGAAGAAAAUCGCCAGCCAAGCAUUUUUAUCGUUGGAGGAAUUCCAGCCCUCCCUGGCGAAUUUAGAGCAUUGGGUGCUAUGCGUUUCAGCAACGGCCGACUUAAUUGCGCUGGAACUUUAAUUACAUCUGUGCACGUCUUGACGGCUGCACAUUGUCUAUACGGAAUGAGUGCUACAACUAUUAGCUCGUUAAACAUGAUCUUCAACACGUUGACGGUGAGUGGCGGAAAUGGCUCCAUUGCUAGAAAUGUGAAUAGUGCCAUCCUUCAUGAAAAUUACGACGACAAUUCCUACGAAAAUGACAUUGCCGUGAUGAUAUUGAGUUCACCCAUCACAACCAUUGCCUUCACUAAACUUCCAACGGAUUCAGCAGUUUUGACCACAAGACCGACCACAAGACCAACCACAAGACCGACCACAAGACCAACCACAAGACCGACCACAAGACCGACCACAAGACCGACCACAAGACCAACCACAAGACCGACAACAAGACCGACCACAAGACCGACUGCAAGACCAACCACAAGACCAACCACCAGACGAACAACCACAAGACGACCAACCACGAGGAAACAAAAAGUACAGGCAAAAACAGAAGCCCUAGAUUCGAGAGCUUUCAGUAGCUACGCGAACGCCUCGGCCGUCGUUGCUGGAUGGGGAGCAACGUCUUCUGGUGGCAGCGGUUCAACCGUUUUAUUGAAAGCCAACGUGACCGUUCAAAGCAAUUCAGUUUGUUCUAGUCAAUACGGUAGUGAGUUCUUCCCCGUUGAGAUGUUGUGCGCCUCCGCUCCGGGUAAAGAUACCUGCCAGGGUGACAGCGGUGGUCCUCUUUACGUUGACGGUGUUCAAGUUGGCAUUACCAGCUGGGGCUACGGAUGUGCUGAUCCUGACUAUGCUGGAAUCUACACACGAGUCACGACGUAUGUUGACUGGAUCGCCAACACCUUGGCCAACAACCCGUCCUAGAUAUUUGCCGCUAUUCAAUCAACAAUCAAAAUCAAUACGACUUUGAAAUUCGUUUUCAUUGACUUUGGCGCGUGUAACGACAAUGUAUAACACCAUGACUCUGUUUGAUAGUGUUUUAUGAAACGGUAUUCGUCAUGGCUAUGAUUUUCUUUUAAGUUUUAUUUGGUUUGCAUUGGAUGGGGCAUAAUAAAAUGUAAUCAUUUAGCAGCAA
This is a messenger RNA of Daphnia magna, 1367 nucleotides long. RefSeq names its product trypsin Blo t 3. The record is from RefSeq and is a predicted model, not a curated record. The coding region runs from base 113 to 1156 and encodes 347 amino acids. Gene Ontology annotation, biological process: proteolysis. The transcript is spliced from 8 exons. Lineage: Eukaryota; Metazoa; Arthropoda; Branchiopoda; Diplostraca; Daphniidae. Gene Ontology annotation, molecular function: serine-type endopeptidase activity.